Molecule: messenger RNA, 2979 nt
Organism: Macrobrachium nipponense
Lineage: Eukaryota; Metazoa; Arthropoda; Malacostraca; Decapoda; Palaemonidae
Gene: UbcE2M
Product: NEDD8-conjugating enzyme Ubc12-like
Exons: 5
Coding region: 145-693 (182 amino acids)
Source: RefSeq, a predicted model, not a curated record
UCUCAAAGGAAAGACCCACCACAACAAACCAUCAGUCCUUGGAGAGCUAAGAUAUCCACCGAUUUGUGAAUUAAAUGUGGCCACAAAACUGCUCCAAUAUUUACUGUUUGUUGUGUUAGUUGUGACGAAAAAAACUUUGGAAUCAUGAUCAAGUUAUUUUCCAUGAAAAACCAGAAGAAAGAUGGAAGCGAAGCACCGAAACAGGGAACACAGAAGAGAGCUUCCGCGGCCCAACUCAGAAUUACUAAAGAUAUCAAUGAGCUGACGUUACCAAAAACAUGCGACACAGAAUUCACAGAUCCUGACGAUCUCUUGAAUUUUAAACUAAUCAUAUGUCCAGAUGAGGGCUUCUACAGAGGAGGGCGUUUUGUUUUCAGUUUUAAGGUCGGUCCCAACUAUCCCCAUGAGCCACCCAAAGUCAAGUGUGAAACCAUGGUUUACCACCCCAACAUAGACUUAGAAGGGAAUGUAUGCCUUAACAUUUUACGUGAGGAUUGGAAGCCUGUCCUUACCAUUAAUUCCAUUGUCUAUGGACUCCAGUAUCUGUUCCUUGAGCCCAAUCCAGAGGAUCCAUUGAAUAAGGAAGCUGCAGAAGUUUUGCAGAACAAUCGGCGGCUAUUUGAACAGAAUGUAACGAGGAGUAUGAAGGGAGGUUAUAUCGGGAAUGUUUACUUUGAUCGCUGCCUUAAGUGACAUGUGACACUAAUUACACAAUUCUUAAACCUACCAUUGGGGUUGGGACGUGUAGUGUUCAAGCAACAAAAGAUAUAGUGGCUAUGUUAUUUUAUACAAUGGAGUUAUUUAACUGGCUUGCAGAUACAGCUUUUUAUAUGGUUACUGUGGUAAGAUUUGAGCAGGUUCUAAAGGCAGCAUCAGCAGUGCACCAACAGCAACCUUUGAAGGUAAAUGGGUUCACUUAGAAUCGUGGUGCUGUCUCUGCCAAUUUCCAUUUCCCCUCUGCAGCUUUCAUUCACCCAACCAUGGACCUGCCACAAUGACAGGAAUUAGACAUUCAGUUGUUUCUCUCAAGUGUUGUUGAACCUUUGCAGUGUGUUGAAAGUAUUCCGUUCAUUAGUCUUUUGAAAAAUGAUAUAUCCUUUGCAAAUUAAAUUUGCAAAUAUUGUAAUGCUAAUACAAGUACCUAGAUUGUGAGGACUUUGUGUGAAAAUAGUUAUCCUUUUAAAACUACACCUUUCAAGUGACACUGUGGUGAUGAAACUGUGCUGUUCCACAUUUUCAACAUCAAGGAUAGUCGUGCAGGAAGGAAUUUUUAACCUCUUUGAGUAAACAGCCUAUUCAGCCGAUUCUUUGCCUCUCACGCUUUUAAGGUCAUACAGUACAGUAAUUGGAAGUAGAUAGGUGAAUGUGUCUUGAUGUCAUCAAAGCUCUUCUGUUUAAUACCUCAUGGAAAGAUAAGUUUACUUUUAUCAGUAAAGAAAUAGUCAUUAAGUACUUUGGCAUAUUGCCCAUUACCGUCACAUUAAAUGGUCGCUGCAUCAUAAUGUACAGUAGGGAUAGAAUAUUGUCCAGUCUUGCACAAUACCCACACACUUCAUAGAUGCCUCUGGAUAUAACCUUUGGGGAUUGGAAGAAGUAACUGAUGUUUCAAAAGGGAGGGAAUAGUAUACAUUCUCUCUUCUUUAGUUUAGUGAGUAGAGCUUUUGAUUUUAUGCUUUUCAUUCAGAAUUUUAUGGAGUCUUGUCUUGCCCAUGGAAAUUUUGAGUCUCACUGGCAUUAAUGUAACAGCAAAUGUUUCUUAACAAUAAACCUUGGAAAUUAUUAUUAUUAUUUAUUUUUUUUAUAGUAGGUGAUAAAGUUUGUCCUGAUUACCUUCAGUGUUCUCUCUCUCUCUUCAGAUUUGUUGCACGUUUUAAAUGAGUCAGGGUGCAUUUGUUCUUUUUUGUACUGUUAAGUUCUUCAUUGUUUGAGGAAGAUGCCUCUAGACACCUAACUCACUGCUCUACUUUCUAUUUUAUUAGUGUACAAAUGUUUUUCCCCUUUGUAGGCUUUUUGAUUAGUGUUCUCCUCAGAUUUGCUCUAUAAAAUUCUCUCUCUCUCUCUCACAAACACACACACACACACACUGUGGCUAUCUUUUUCCCUUGCUCUCCUGUGUAUUGAAUUUAUUGUCAUCCCAAGAGAGAUUUAUCCUGCUCUUUCCUUUCAUUACUGUUUCUUUUGUGCCCUUUUAUUGUUAAGGGUUGCUGGGGGGUUGAAGGCUAUAACAGGCUUCUUCCCCCUCACAAAUUAAUUUUCUCAUGUUGUCAGGAUUCUAAUGGUACCUUGUUUUCCCUCUUAUGUAUGUGUUUGCGUGUGAGGGAUGUCCUGUCCCCUGUAACAUUUAGUCUUGUCAUCUUGCUCUCUCAAGAUCCAUUUCUUUGUACAUGAGGGUCUCGUUAUGUUAGUUUUCUCUCCCACUAAUAAAAUUUCCUUUAUGCGAGGGUGUUCCAUCAUUUCCCUUCACAUUUCUCUUUCAUAGUUCUCUCCCUUUAUUGGCAAUCUGGUUAAUAUUUUUAAGAACUCUGGGGAAUAUCCUUAUUCUGUGGAAUUUAAUAUUUUAGGUUGAACCCUCUGAUGUCCAUAAUUUGUCAGUUACAGAGAGUUUAUGAUGUUGCUUUUGUUAAGAACUGAAUCGAAAUUUAUCGAGUUCAUAGAUUAUAUUGUCUCCUACUGUAUUUCAGAAUUCAAGAUUUAUUUAGUACAACCUUGUGGACAGAGAAUGUCUACCUGUUGUAGGUUAAUUUUAUUUUAGUGAUCAGGUGCUUAAUUCAUUCUAAUAAAAAUUUUAUACUGUACUUAUUUUCAUCCUGUACAUGUGAUAACAAAUGAAAAAUGAAAUGACUUGCUUAUGGGAAGCAAAUGACUGUUGUAAUGCAAGAUUUGAUAUUUUUUCUUUUUAUGUUACAGUGAAAUUAACCAAAUCUUAUAUCAUGGUAUUUGAUGGAUAUUCCUGUAAAGCAAAUAAAGAAGUGAAGUAUA